AUGCUAUCCGGUUCCAUUCCUAAUGCUUUUACAAAUUUGCCUCGCGGAAUUGAUAUUGACCUGUCUUACAAUGAGCUCACAGGUGCAGUUCCUCAAAGCCCCAACUUUGUGAAUGCGUCCAUACAAGGCAAUCCAGGUUUUGAUGGAAAAAUAGUGUAUGAUGAUAUCUUGAAAGCAACAAAUGAUUUCGAUGAAGCAUAUUGCAUUGGGGUUGGAGGAUAUGGGACCGUGUACAAAGCCGAGCUACAACCUAAAAAUGUUGUAGCUGUCAAGAAACUUCACUUAUCAUCUGAGAAUGUUGAUAAUAAUGGAUUCCUUAAUGAGCCUUGGAUCAAUGUUAAAAAGCCAUGUGUUAGCAAAAGAAUUGGAUUGGUUAAAAAGGACAUUUCCAUUGCCAACAUUCUUCUUGAUUCUGAUUAUGAGGCACGAAUUUCUGAUUUUGGGACAUCCAAGCUUUUAAAGCUAGACUCAUCCAAUUGGACUGCAAUUGCUGGAACAUACGGUUAUAUCGCGCCGGAGCUUGCUUAUACGAUGGUGGCAACAGAGAAAUGUGAUGUGUAUAGCUUUGGAGUUGUUGCACUAGAAGUGGUCAUGGGAAAGCAUCCUGGAGAACUCAUAACAUCUUUACCAACAUUAUCUGAUGAUCAUCUGGUGAAAGCAAAUCUGAGAGAUAGUCGGAUACCUCCUCCCUCACAAGUUGAGGAACAAGUUGCAUUGGUGCUUAGACUCUCAAGAGCAUGUUUGAACUCCAAUCCACUAGAAAGGCCAACGAUGCUCCAAGUUUCAAAUCUGUUGAUGAAGCCCUGAUACAGAGUACUUCUAAUGUCCUUUAUUUUUUGUAGUUUCCUAUGAUGCACCAUGAUAAUAUUUGUGCAAUUAAAUGCC
Molecule: messenger RNA, 885 nt
Organism: Lactuca virosa
Lineage: Eukaryota; Viridiplantae; Streptophyta; Magnoliopsida; Asterales; Asteraceae
Source: the annotation of a GenBank genome assembly